AAACCCUCUGCGCGCGCAAGUGCGGGAGGCCGCACGCUGGUUCGGGUUUCCCCGGCUUAACCGGCUGCUGGUUUGCAGCGCGGGAGCGGAGGCUUGAGAAGGUUGCACGAAGGAGGCGUGCAAGCGUUUAGGGCAGCACCUUGCAUCAUUAUCAUUAUUAAUACCCACGCACUGCACAUUUCUGCUUAUUUUUUUGGAAUACCAUUACAUUUGAUAACUGUUAACGACUGGACGCGAGGAAGCACGUGGAUAAGGAUGUCCGAAAAGUGUUUUGGUUUGUUUUUGUUUUUUGGCACUGCAUGGCACAUAGCGCCCUGAAGGGACCACAUGAAGUGGUCACAGGAAGAAGAAGAAACAGCCAAGGAAAAAGCCGCAGAGAAUUCACUCAUCAGAGUCCAACCAGAGCUGCAAGCAAAGUAUGAGAGAGAAGCCAGUAGAUAUUGGAAUGAAUUUUACAAGAUCCACAAGAACCAUUUUUUCAAAGAUCGCAAGUGGUUGUUCGUGGAAUUUCCAGAAAUUCUCCCAGAAGGAAAAUCUGACCUUUGUAGAAAAGUGGCUACAGAAAACUUGAGAUGUACUGGUUUACUUGAAGACAACCAUCUUUGUGAGGAUAAUUCUGCUGCAAAAGUUUCUUCCGUUUUGAGCGCGUGUUAUGAUAACUCUGCAGCUGAUGAGCAAAUUGUCAAGAGCACUGGAAAACAAUUUCCUGGCGCUGAUGCUGCUUACCGAAUAUUAGAGGUUGGCUGUGGUGCUGGUAACAGUGUUUUCCCUAUUUUGGAAGUGAUUCGCCACCAUCCCAGAGUCUUUCUGUAUUGCUGUGAUUUUGCUUCAGAAGCGGUGGAGCUCAUCAAGUCGCAUCCACUCAUCGAUUCCUCCCGGUGUUUUGCCUUUGUUCACGACGUGUGUGAUGGUGCCUCGCCCUACCCUUUCCCAGAUGGCAGCCUGGAUGUCAUUCUCCUCAUCUUUGUGCUGUCUUCCGUUCACCCUGACAGGAUCCAAGGAGUUAUAAACAGGCUGGCCAGAUUAUUGAAACCUGGAGGAAUGAUUCUCUUUCGGGACUACGGAAGAUACGACGCUUCUCAGCUUCGUUUCAAAAAAGGCCGCUGCUUGUCGGAGAACUUCUACGUAAGAGGCGACGGCACCAGAGCUUAUUUCUUCACAAAAGAUGAAAUACACAGCAUUUUCUCUUCGGCGGGCUUAACCGAAGUGCAGAACCUGCUCGAUCGACGUCUGCAAGUGAACAGGAAGAAGAAGGUGAAGAUCCAUCGGGUCUGGAUUCAAGGCAAGUUCCAAAAACAAGGGGAGCUGACUCAAGAGUAGGCAAGAAAAUGCUGCAGGUAAACACAGCUCUUAGCCUGAGAAGACAUUUCCCCUCAAACGUCCUGAUAAACCAGGAACGCAUUUGAGCAGAAACACUUUAUUUACCAUUUCCGCAUAUGUUGAUGUGAAUUGGACACAACCCAGAAGUGCGUGUGACUUGCCUCUUGCACACUCAUUGGGAAGGAAUUUCUACAUUGCAGGGGCUAGUUGAGCCUCAUAGUCCCUUCCAACUCUACAAUUCUGUGAUUCUGUGAAUGAAACGGUUUCGGCUGCUUUUGUGUUCCGUUCAUUGCUGGAAAGCAAUUGCUUUUUAAUUACUGUCCCGACCAGGAGAUUCAAAAGAUCGCUGGAGGGCCAAAGGUUUGGGUCAGGAUUUUGACAGUGAAGGUGGGGUGGGGAAAGACUAAAAGUGGAGAAAAAGAGACCAAAGGGGAAAUGAAACUUCAAGACUAAAAGAGGGGAAGGAGGAAGAGGAGGAGACCAAAACAAUUACGGGAAAGAGAAAGUUGAACUGAGCUCUCCUGCCCUUCGGAUUGGCCAACAGUUUGGUAGGAGAUGAGGAAUGAAUGCAGAGAAGUAAAGCUGGAAAGAGGAGUAAGAGCGUUAUUGUGGGAAGAAGAAAGCAAAACCACCCCUUCCCACAAAUACAUUUAAACAGAUAAAGGAAGUUAAUCAGCUGAAGGCCAGGUUGAAGACGAACGUUUUGCCUAGUGCCUUAAAGCUGUAUAAUGAAGGCAUCAGGCAAUCCUUCCCAGGGAGAGCAUUCGACAAACAGGGAGCCACUGCAGAGAAGGCCCUGUUCUCAUGUUGCCACCCUCUGGACACAAAGGCACACAAAGAAGAGCCUCAGAAGAUGAACUCAGGGUCCAGAUAGGUUCCUAUGGGGAGAGGCAGUCCUUUAGGUACCGUAUUUUUUGCUCUAUAAGACUCACUUUUUCCCUCCUAAAAAGUAAGGGGAAAUGUGUGUGCAUCUUAUGGAGCAAAUGCAGGCUGCACAGCUAUCCCAGAAGCCAGAACAGCAAGAGGGAUUGCUGCUUUCACUGCGCAGCGAUCCCUCUUGCUGUUCUGGCUUCUGAGAUUCAGAAUAUUUUUUUUCUUGUUUUCCUCCUCCAAAAACUAGGUGCGUCUUGUGGGCUGGUGCGUCUUAUAAAGCGAAAAAAUACAGUAUUUCAGUCCUGAGAUGCUUAAGGCUUUAUAGGUCAAAACCAGCCCUUUGAAUUGAGCCCAGAAACUAAUUGGCAGCCAGUGCAGUUGGGCCAUUUGCAAAGCUGACACGUGGUUAAAUAUCCUGAAAGAAAGGAAAGGACGUUUGAGGUUGUUGGGGGUUUUUUUAGCAAACUGGAAUUGGUUUGUGAGCUUUUGGAACACCUGUUUUAAUCAAAGCAUAUUUUUUUUUACACUUGUUUGGUGAGCUAUAUGAAGCAUAAGGUGAAUGGAUAUAAUAGUAUGAACUGUACAUGCAUAUGGAACAAUGUAUCUGGUAUGCAACCCUUUGGAAUUAAUAAAAAACAGAAAAUGUU
This is a messenger RNA of Podarcis raffonei (Aeolian wall lizard), 2840 nucleotides long. It is a transcript of the gene METTL8, whose product is annotated as methyltransferase 8, methylcytidine. Gene Ontology annotation, molecular function: tRNA (cytidine-N3)-methyltransferase activity. The record is from RefSeq and is a predicted model, not a curated record. The transcript has 9 exons. Bases 328 to 1320 code for a protein of 330 amino acids. Lineage: Eukaryota; Metazoa; Chordata; Lepidosauria; Squamata; Lacertidae.